GCUGAGACAGCCUGGGGCGAUCGGAGUUUCUAGGAUUCUGACAACUGGGGGAACGGUGAUUUCUCCCGGGGAAAGGGCAGAGAGAAUCAAGGCAAAGUGGAUCCGGCUGCGGCCACCUCCCAGGCGCAAGUCCAGGCCCGAGCCCUCCACGCCGCGGAAGGAGCCGGCGCAGGUCCGGCUAGAGCGCGGCCCACGGGGCCGCAGGGCGCCGAUGUCGCCGCUACCCGGGCCGGGCGUGCGCAGCGGUCCUUCCUGCGGGAGCGGGGCCUGCCCGGAGCCAACCCCGCCCCGCCGCCCCGCUUUCGAUUCUCCGCGGGAGCCCCUCCCCCGCACCGCGGCCGCCGGGACCCGAGGGCUGAAUGGCCGGCGCAGGUGCGCGGAGCGGGACACCUGGGGGGCCGGGAACACCUGGGGGCCCCGGGCCGCCGGAGCGCGAGGACGGAAGCGGCUGGCGCUGCCCGGAGCAUGGCGACCGCGUGGCCGAGCUCUACUGUCGCCGCUGCCGCCGUUGCGUGUGCGCGCUCUGCCCGGUGCUGGGCGCGCACCGCGGCCACCCGGUCGGCCUGGCGCUGGAAGAGGCGGUGCACGUGCAGAAACUCAUCCAAGAAUGUUUAAAGCAGCUGGAAACCAAGAAGCAGCAGAACGUUGGCAACAUAACCCACAUAGAAGACACUGCCGAGAAGCUCAAGGCUCAUGCAGAGUCAAGUAAAACCUGGCUGACGGGAAAAUUCACUGAACUGAGACUGCUACUUGACGAAGAGGAAGCGCUGGCCAAGAAAUUCAUCGAUAAAAACACGCAGCUCACCCUCCAGGCCUAUGGGGAGCAUAUCCAAUCUUGCAAAGAGCAAAUAGAUGGCAUGCACAGCCUCUCCACCAGGGUCUGGAGGAUCAGCCAGGAGCCCGACCCCAUACAGCUGCUGCAGGAGUACCGGGCCGUCGAGCAGGAGCUGCAGCAGCAGACGAGUCUGGGAGAAGUGUGCUACCCCGCGCCCCUCUCCUUCGAGCCCGUCAAGAGCUUCUUCCAGGGCUUUGUGGACGCCAUGCAGAGCUUGUUACAGACGCCACUGGACACUCGCCUUAAAGAGAACACGAACUGCCAGCUCUCGGGCUCCUCGAGCACCAAACUAGCUUCCUUGUUGAAAACAAGCCCCUCACCGGAGCGAUCGCUCUUCUUAAAAUAUGCACGCACGCCCACUCUGGAGCCAGACACGAUGCACGCGCGCCUGCGCCUCUCUGCCGAUCGCCUGACCGUGCGCUGCGGCCUCAUGGGCCGCCUGGGACCCACGCCCGCGCUGCGCUUUGAUAAACUGUGGCAGGUGCUGGGUCGCGACUGCUACGCCGCCGGCCGCCACUACUGGGAAGUGGACGUGCAGGAGGCGGGCGUCGGCUGGUGGGUGGGCGUGGCCUACGCCUCCCUGCGGCGCUGCGGGGCCUCGGCCUCCGCGCGCCUCGGCUGCAACCGUCAGUCCUGGUGCCUCAAGCGUUACGACCUCGAGUACUGGGCCUUCCACGACGGCCAGCGCAGCCGCCUGCGGCCCCUCGACGACCCCGACAGGCUGGGCGUCUUCCUGGAUUAUGAGGCCGGCAUCCUCUCCUUCUAUGAUGUGUCAGGCGGCAUGAGCCACCUGCACACCUUCCGGGCCGCUUUCCAGGAGCCACUUUACCCGGCGCUGCGGCUCUGGGAAGGGGCCAUAAGCAUCUCCCGGCUGCCCUAGGGGCCACAGCAGGAGUGACCGUCCUAGGCCUUCCACUGCUCUGGUCUCACUGGAGCUGAUGCGGCUGGUCUACUGCCAGCUGCCCAAGCAUCCCCGUCUUCUCCCCCACCCGUCAUGCCCUGUGCUUUGAAAAGGCUCCUUUCCCAGGCGAGUUUUCGAACAGGCCCUAAAGGCGGGUCUUCUGCCGGGGCGCUCUCAACGGGCCUCUCCACCACCACCAGAGCACUUACAUGACACCACUUUUAGUCCAGGUGCUGACCCCAAGUGAGUCCUGAGCAUCCCGACCCUGUCAGAAGACAUCGUCCUCUGCCUCUGGCCUCUCCCUCAUAGAGUAGUCAGCAAUGCCUGGCACUUGGUAGGCGCACAAUAAAUGUGUGGAUGAAUGAGAGCCAUCCACCCCUUCUCCCUAAAGUCCUUUUGAUCUGCCUCUUUCUCUCCACUCUGCUUCAGCUUAUCCGUGUCACUUCUCUUCAGAGUAGCCGCACUUCACACUUCGGGGCCGGAAUCCCCUCCCAUUCUCAUCCUCCACUGUACAGCGAGAGUGCCAGGCCUAAAACUUCAUUAACCUCUUAGAACUACCAGAAGGUUCCCAAGGACCGCAGAGAGAAAAAGCAGGCACUUUACCUUAGCAUUCAAGGCUUUUCUAGUCUGCCCUCAAACUCCCCAUGCUCAUCUGGCUUCUACCGGUCUUUUCAGAGACCCCCCCCCCCCCCCCAGCACCUUUGCCCUUUGCCUGUCUGAGCCUUCCCCUGGCUUAACUGCCCCAGGAAGUCUCCCCAAACCACAAGAAUCUCUCUUACCCUGAAAGCCACAAAUCUGGGACCCUGCUUUCCCACUAGGUGGGAAGCUCUACCAGGGCAGCUAUGUCCCAUACCCUCGCCACCCUGAAAAGUUCAGGGUGUCCCUUUCCCUCCCAGACAAUGACCAGCAGCCGGCUACCACUGAAGCAAAGAACAGCUGAGCUGAGAAGUCCUCAUGAAUCACCCAGCCUAACCUCACUGUACAUUUGGGAGAGACUAAGGUCCUGAAAGAAAGCUCCUCAGAGCCCUCCAGCCCCAAGGCAAGUGUUUUACUUGCCCCCCUGUCCCAGCUCUUCAGGCCCAGCUUUCAAUGUGGGAGAUUUUCCUGCUUAUUCAUUCCUCAAGGGAUGUUGGGAAGAAUCAGCAGGCAACCGUUGCUUAGCAACCACAGGCCGUUUCCCCAACUGCCUUGGAACUAAAAGAGGAGGAGCUAAGAGUAAGGUCUGGACACGCUCCUCCAAGCCCGCAGUUGCCGGCGCUGCCAAGAAAACCCAGAGAACCCCAUUUUCCGUUAAGAAGGCACAGAAAUAGAGAAGGCCAAACCAGGAGGACCUCAAGGGCCAGCUCCUCUAGCAGGAAGGGGAAGGUCUCUUUUUUGGGUCUGUGCCUCGGUUCUGAAGAUGUAGCAUCAUUUGUCAAACUCCCCAGAUGGUUUUGGAAUCAUACUGUGUUAAAGUAUCUUAGGUGUCCAGCCAGAGGGCGGUGGCAGGGUAAGGAAGAUGCAAAGCUGAAACCCACUCGUGCUCUCGGAAUUUGUUUGAACCACAAAAAAAACCCCGCCAAUUUCCAACAAUUUUCUAAAAAUGCCACUUUCAUACAGGGCAAUGUAAUACAAGUGGAAAUCAAGGCAGAAGGAAUCCUAAGAGUGCCUUUGGUUGUAACCAAAUCACUUAAAACUUUAGCUGGAGAGAGAGCACGGCGUCUAGGCACCCUGCUCCAGGAACGCU
Messenger RNA from Lutra lutra (Eurasian river otter), 3462 nucleotides. RefSeq names its product tripartite motif containing 14 (gene TRIM14). NCBI's taxonomy places the organism in Eukaryota, Metazoa, Chordata, Mammalia, Carnivora, Mustelidae. The record is from RefSeq and is a predicted model, not a curated record. The transcript is spliced from 6 exons. Gene Ontology annotation, molecular function: protein binding; zinc ion binding. Gene Ontology annotation, biological process: innate immune response. The coding region runs from base 360 to 1715 and encodes 451 amino acids.